AAUUAAUGAUUUGGCCUAAUCGUGAUUCGUGAACAAUCAUUUUAACCGGACUGAACCAGCUCGUUCGGUUCAGUUUCAGAUGUUAAAUUCAAUGUUAACCAUUCUCGCGGACCUUUUAGCCGACUCGACCCGACCCGACCGGGCUCUGUGGAUUUCUCCGUGGAUUAGAGAUCAGUGACGAAGAAGAACAUACAUUUCAACCAUCCCUGAAUCAGAUCUGAUCUGUUUUGAGAAGUGAGAAUGGAUGCGUUUAGAAGACAAGCGAGUAAGCUCAGGGAUCAAGUCGCUAAGCAACAACUGGCUGUGAUCAAGCAGUUCAGUGGGACUGGCUAUGAAAGCUCUGACGUAAUGGUGAUUGAUGAGCUUGAAAUGCAAAGGCAUCAUCACCUCGAGAAGCUUUACCGUUCUACUCGUUCCGCUAAGGAGUUCCAGAGAGAGCUUAUUAAAGCAGCUGAGACUUUUACUACCAUUGGGCUCAGAUACAUUGAAGCAGGAACCAAGUUAGCUGAAGACUGUAGUAAAUAUGGAACUGAAAACAGUCAGAACAUCGAUGAGAAUAUUCUAGCCAAGGCUGCAGCUAUAUACGGUGAUGCUCGGAAACAUGUUGAGAAAGAACAAGAAGACUUUAACAAGCUUCUGUCUUCUCAGGUUUUGGAUCCUCUUAGAGCUAUGGUUGCCGGUUCUCCUCUUGAAGACGCUCGUCAUUUAGCUCAACGUUACAGCCGCAUGAGACAAGAAGCAGAGACUCAUGCAGCGGAAGUAUCUAGAAGGCAGGUGCGUGUAAAAGAAGCUCCCAUUCCAGAAAACGUGGCAAAGCUUCAACUAGCGGAAGCCAAGAUGCAAGAGCUUAAAGCUAACAUGGCGGUACUAGGCAAAGAAGCAACUGCUGCAUUGGCUGCUGUUGAGUCACAGCAACAUAGACUUACUUUCCAGAGGCUUGUCGCUAUGGUCGAAGGGGAAAAGAAUUAUCAUCUACGAAUAGCCGCCGUCCUCAGUGACAUUGAAGCCGAGAUGGUAACGGAGAAACAACACAAAGAAUCUGCUCCUCCUGCGAUUCCAACAGAGAACAGCUCAGAGAAAACAUCAUACUUCCUAGCUGAAGUGGUUCAUCCGUUUUCCGCUGCAUCAGAGAAAGAAUUAGACUUGUACAAAGGAGACUACGUCGUUGUCAGAAAGGUGAGCGAAAGUGGCUGGGCUGAAGGAGAAUGCAAAGGCAAAGCUGGUUGGUUCCCUAUGGCUUACAUUGAAAAGCGACAGAGACUUCCCACUAGCAACUUCGCUGCCGAAGUUUACUGAGUCUCUUUCAUUUGUCUCUAAAUACAGUAUACUGUUUUGUGUUCAUUUCACUACUCUAUGAUCGAUCAAACAUAUCAUCUACCUCUGUGUGGAGCUUAUUGAAGAUUCUUUUAUUGCAGUCUAGCCCGUAAGUAUCAUAUAUUUCCAAAUUUUA
Messenger RNA from Brassica rapa (field mustard), 1450 nucleotides. Its product is annotated as SH3 domain-containing protein 3. The record is from RefSeq and is a predicted model, not a curated record. Gene Ontology annotation, molecular function: protein binding. Lineage: Eukaryota; Viridiplantae; Streptophyta; Magnoliopsida; Brassicales; Brassicaceae.